AUGGCAGCCGCUGCUGCUGCUGGGAGCCCGGCGGCGGGGUCUGUCAGCAGCGCCCCGCUUCCCUCAGCUGCCCCGGCGGGCGACGACGAGGAGGGCGAGGAGCCGGAGUCCGCGGAGGAGGAGGAGGCGGCGGGGCCCAGCAGCGGCGGCACGGGCGGCAGCAGCGCGGGCUUCCGUCUGACGGCGGUGCGGCGGGACCCGGCGGUGCGGCUGCAACACAGCGUGAGCGGCCUGGAGCCGCUGGCCUGGUCGGAGGACCACCGCGUGUCGGUGAGCACGGCCCGCAGCAUCGCCGUCCUCGAGCAGCUCAGCGACAUCAACGGCGCCGCCGCCGAGCUCGUCAUCCACCGCACGGCCGUGCCCGCCCCCGCCGCCUCCUGUCACCUCAAGGUUGGUUCCAAAAAAGAAGUUGCCGCGUGUAAGGAAAAGUUCGCAAGUUCUAAAGAUCCCACACUAAGUCAGACUUUCAUGCUCGACAGGGUGUUUAACCCUGAAGGGAAGUCGCUGCCCUCUCUGCGAGGUUUCAGGUACUCCAGCUGGUCUCCACUGGGCUGCGACGCAAACGGCAGGUGCCUGUUGGCCGCUUUAACGAUGGACAACAGACUGACCAUCCACGCGAACCUGAACAGACUGCAGUGGGUGCAGCUGGUCGACUUGACUGAGCUUUAUGGGGAGCGCCUGUAUGAGAACGGGUACAAGCUUUGCAAAGGCGAAGCCCCCCGGGGGGAUUUAGGAGACUUCUCUGAAUUCCAGAGACGACACAGCAUGCAGACCCCGGUGCGCAUGGAGUGGUCUGGGAUCUGCACCACCCAGCAGGUGAAGCACAACAACGAAUGCCGGGACGUGGCCAGCGUACUGCUGGCCGUGAUCUUCGAAAACGGCAAUAUUGCCAUCUGGCAGUUCCAGCUCCCUUUCGUGGGCAAGGAGUCCAUCACGUCUUGCAGUACCAUCGAGUCGGGAAUAAAUUCCCCCAGCGUCUUGUCGUGGUGGGAAUACGAGCACAGCAACCGAAAGAUGAGCGGGAUCAUUGUGGGCAGCGCCUUUGGGCCAGUGAAAAUCCUCCCGGUCAACCUGAAAGCUGUCAAAGGCUACUUCACGUUGAGGCAGCCGGUGGUUCUGUGGCAGGAGAUGGACCAGUUGCCGGUCCACAGCAUCAAGAGCGUUCCUCUUUAUCACCCUUACCAGAAAUGUAGUUGCAGCUUAGUGGUGGCCGCAAGAGGCUGUUACGUUUUUUGGUGUCUUCUCUUGAUAUCCAAAGCAGGCUUGAAUGUCCACAACUCUCACGUGACAGGGCUUCACUCUUUGCCCAUCGUCUCCAUGGCUGCAGACAAGCAGAACGGUACUGUUUACACGUGCUCUGUCGAUGGGAAGGUAAGGCAGCUGAUUCCCAUCUUCACAGACAUUGCGUUAAAGUUUGAACACCAGCUGAUAAAGUUGUCCGAGGUGCUGGGCUCUGUGCGGACUCACGGGAUUGCGGUGAGCCCGUGUGGGGCGUACCUGGCGGUCAUUACCACCGAAGGCAUGACCAACGGCCUUCACCCCAUCACCAAAACCUACCAGGUUCAGUUCGUGACUCUUAAGACGUUUGAGGAGGUGGCGGCUCAGCUGCUGGAAUCUCCUGUCCAAAAUCUUUUCCGGCAGGUUGACUUGACGGAUCUGGUCCGCUGGAAGAUCUUGAAGGACAAGCACAUCCCGCGGUUCCUACAAGAAGCCUUGGACAAAAAGAUCGAAAGCUUUGGGUCGACUUACUUUUGGCGCUUCAAGUUGUUCCUCUUGAGAAUCUUGUAUCAGUCGCUGCAAAAGACGCCUUUUGAGGCCUUGUGGAAGCCCACGCACGAGGACACCAAGGUGUUGAUUGUGCAUUCCCCGGGGAGCGCGGAAGAGCAUCUGCAAGACGAGGGGACUUCAAAGCAGGGGGGCAAGCGGAACCCGAGCGAAACGAGCAAAGGAGAGGAUGGGGACGACCUGGCAGAUGAUUCCCUGGCCCACUCAAGUGACCUAGGAGGGCGAGAGCCAAUGGAAGAAAAGCUUCUUGAAAUCCAAGCCCAGAUCGAAGCUGUCGAAAUGCAUCUGACGCGGGAACACAUGAAGCGGGUGCUGGGGGAAGUCUACCUACACACGUGGAUUACAGAGAACACCAGCAUUCCCACCAGGGGGGUCUGUGACUUUUUAAUGUCUGACGAAAGCUACGAUGACAGGACAGCGCGGGUGCUGAUUGGGCAUAUUCUAAAGAAAAUGAACAAACAGACUUUCCCAGAGCACUGCAGCUUGUGCAAAGAGAUCCUGCCAUUCACCGAUCGCAAGCAGGCGGUUUGCUCCAACGGGCACGUUUGGCUCAGGUGCUUUCUAACCUACCAGUCUUGCCAGAGUCUGGUCUACCGAAGAUGUCUGCUUCGGGACAGCAUUGCCCGGCAUCCAACCCCGGAAGAUCCCGAGUGGAUCAAGAGGCUGUUGCAGGGCCCCUGCACAUUCUGUGAUUCUCCUGUUUUUUAGAGAAUGGCUUGUAGUGAAGAACUGUAGGUUACUUUCUCGAGGGCCCAAUCUCCAUCCAGUCUGGGAGCAGCUGCUGGAAGGGGCCAGUGUGGAAGGACUCGAGGGGACACGUCAGAUGGAUCUGGAUGAGCUGGAGCAGCAAAGGGGUCCUGUGUCCCCUGUCACGCCUGAGAGGCGGGAAGGCCUCCGUCAGAGCACACCAGUGCACAGACCCUCUGGAAACUGGUCUGAUUUCCCAGCCCCUGUUAGAGGCGGGCCCUCCGCUUGUGUCCUUUUGGCACACAGGGCCUGGAAUUGGAGAACUUCUCUUCCGCUUGGCAAGAAGUUGGAAGCCUGCGCUGCAAACUGUGGCUUGGUGGAUCAGCCAGGAGACCGGCUGCAAAGCUUCCCGUGCGAGCUGAAAGAGCAUCAGCGCUUCCUGUACCAGAGACUAUUAAAUUAUUAGAAAUAAUGUGUGAUUUAAAAAAAAAAAUUGAAAAUGUCUUGCAUGCUGGUGGUACUCAUGGAAGAGAAGUUGGUUGUUUUGCUCCUGCAAAGGUUGUCGGGUAAGUCCUGGGGUUACCAGGGAUUCCUUAGAAGGGAACCUUUGGGUAGGUGUCACCUCUCUGUGUCAAAUACCAGGCGCAAUGUUUUAAGGACCUGAUUAAGUUAUGCAGGGCUUUUUCAGUAGCAGGAACUUCUUUGCAUAUUAGGCCACGCACCCCUGAUGUAGCCAAUCCCCCAAGAGCUGACAUUGGACACCCCAGGCUAAGAUUUGGCACGUCUGGUAUUUUUCACUCACAGUGAUUUUUCUUUCUCCUUCAGACUGGGUCUAUUGUAUGCUCACUUCAGAUUUGACGUGGGUGCCUCGUACCCUUUCCAUUCUUUUUUGGCAAGAGUCAUGUCUGCAUUAUUCCAGGAGUCCCCACCAGCACCAGCACCUUCCUCCAGUUAUAUUGGCAUUUGUAGAGGGAGACAUUAUUUGUAGCAGUUGGGAUGGAGGGUGGUAAACUUGUUAAAAAUUGGGAUUGAGUUGGCCAACUUCUGUGGCAGUUCACUCUGUCUCAUUAAAAUGAAAAUAUCUCGCCUGGG
Molecule: messenger RNA, 3564 nt
Organism: Heteronotia binoei (common prickly gecko)
Lineage: Eukaryota; Metazoa; Chordata; Lepidosauria; Squamata; Gekkonidae
Gene: GTF3C4
Product: general transcription factor IIIC subunit 4
Exons: 5
Coding region: 1-2493 (830 amino acids)
Biological process (GO): transcription initiation at RNA polymerase III promoter
Cellular component (GO): transcription factor TFIIIC complex
Molecular function (GO): protein binding; histone acetyltransferase activity
Source: RefSeq, a predicted model, not a curated record